This is a messenger RNA of Heterobilharzia americana, 4538 nucleotides long. NCBI's taxonomy places the organism in Eukaryota, Metazoa, Platyhelminthes, Trematoda, Strigeidida, Schistosomatidae. The record is from the annotation of a GenBank genome assembly.
AUGUUGAUUUAUAAUCAUAAGUCCGAGGCAGAAUUUUGGCGGGUAGUUUGGAUUUUCAGGUGUUUACUCAAUGCAUUAAUUGUUAAUUCUAAAAUGGAUCUAAAAGAAGAUAACCCGGAAGUGAAGUUAUCUUGGGAAAUUCUAGAGACUAUGAUGUCUCGGCAGUAUGCUCACAUUAAUUAUUUGUUUAUGGAUGAAUCUGGAUCGAUAAAAGAAAACAAGGACUUAAAAAUCGUAGGAACGGUUCCUAUAUGUCUCAAUAAAAUGAAUGAAAAGUUCUGUAAUCGAAUUUAUCGAAGUAUACGAGAGUUUGUCUGUGAUUUUCGUCUAAUGUUGUUGAAUUGUUAUCGUUACAAUGAGAUAUCAUCACGUGUUGGACGUUGUGCUGAAAAGUUGGAAUUAUUAUUUGAACAGAAACUUCAACUUUUAUCGCCUGAAAUUCGUGCUAAAACAUCUAUACAAGCGACACUUGGAUUUUGUACAGCUGAAGAUGAGUUACUUGAUUGCGGUGUGACACGUCGUCGAAAUUCUGGACGUUUAUUUCUCUCCGGUGACUCACGUCAGUUGACUCCUAUACGUGCUAUCAUGGAAGAGUUGGAGCAUGUCCCACAUUCUGGAUCUGUUAGUGGAGGCAUAGCGGCUACAUUAGUCUCGAAUGGAAUUGAUUCUAGUGGUAAUACAUCUAGUCAACAAUCAUCAACUGUCAAUAAUACUUUAACUACUGAGGAGAAUAUUGCAUUAUUGGUGUCUCGAUUAAGUUUAUGGCAGCGUAGACGACAUGAAGAAGAGUUAUUGAAUUCUUGGAAUGAUUGGUGGAUUGAUAAAAGUGGACCAAAAAUGCAAGAGAUUAUAUUUAAUGCACCUGAGCUUUUGGAAGCCUACCAAUUCCUGUGGUUAGCUGAUCCAUUCUUGGGUAUAAGUGAUUGUAUGACUAUUUAUAACAAUAAUUUCUCUAUCAACUCAGCGAAUAUUACAAAUCAUGCUCGUAAUCUGUCUUUAUUCGAUUUGGAGAUUGGAUUGUGUACAGCACCACGUGCUAGUCUUAUUCUAAGUGUAUGCAUGUGCAAUCUGUUAGCUACAUCAAAGGAAAGAAGUCAAAUUGUCAAUGUAUUAAGUAACAGCACUAAUGGAGGCAGCAGUAAUAAUCUAAGUAUUGGAGUAGACUCUAGUACAGAUUGUAUUUCUUCUACAACAAGACGAUCUCGUACUCUUCUAUCGAAUGCAGUUACACUACCUCCGAUUGACUAUGAUAUAUGGGAACGUCGAUUAUCUACUCGAGUUGAUUCAUGGUAUAGAUCGUUCUGGGAUAGAGGCAGAGGUGUUGUUGAAUGGGCUACACGUCGCUUAGGCUUAUCCAAAACGUUUUUUGAUGUCUGUGGUUACAAGUCGAAUCCGUUGGGAAAGCAACGUUUUCAUGAAUUGUCAAAGUAUCAGCAAGUCAUGCUACUUUCUGCUCUCUGUGAAUCGACACUGCGAACAUUUGAAAAUCUUCGAAUGUCCUUGGACAGAUCAGCUGAUUGGGAAGCAUCGAAUCCAGUACAUUUAGGGACUGACUUCUUUUCAAAAUAUACCUAUGUACACUUUCCUAAUCUGUUAGGCAUUGAUCCUGCAACCUCAUUGAGAAUAUAUCGAAUUCCUUAUAUAAAAUAUCGACCAAUUGGAUAUAAUUCUGAAAAGAAUACUACAAAUACAACUGGUUUUGAUAACACUGAUGUAAAUAAAACAGAAGUAAUGAAUGAAUCUUUGAAAGUAGAAGAAAGUGAAGAGAAUACUAACUUGAAUAAUCUCUCCAGUAAUAGAAAGCGAAAACUUCGUUGUUCAAAAUCCAAACAAGAUAUACAGCGUGUUGAAGAGUUAAAUAAGCAUAAUACUUCUCUUAUAGAAAAUGGUUUAUCCGUUCCUGGAUCAGUGCAACGUUUACCUAAUUGGAUUCAUCCAUCUUUAGCACGUGAUGUUUAUCGUAGAUGGUAUCGAGUAACUGAACAAUGUACUGUUAAUGUUCCUACCGCUAAUGAUAAUAAUUCUUCCACUGUCUUUGGGAAUCUUGAAGUAUCUGACAAAGGAAAGAAAAGACGUUUAUCAGAAAGAAAUUCAACUCCUCCAAGUACUGUUUGUAACAGUGGUACAUCAAAUAGUAAAACGCGUAUAUCUUCAUCUAAUAGUAAAAAUGAUAAAAAAGACGAAGUUCCAUUUGAAAAUUUUCAAGAUAUUGAUGAUCAAAUUGUUUCGGAGUUUAUUAAAAGUGAUCCUUGUUUGAAUCCAUCCCCUUAUGCAUCAUUUAAUGGUCCAACACGUCAGUUUUUAUCUCAACAGUUAACUCGUACUGCUAUUGGAGGUUACCGUUUCUGUAUUAAGAGUCAUGCUCGCCAGAUUUUAAAAGGACUUACUAACAGAAAUCGUUAUGUUGACGGGGAUAAUGAUGACGAUGAUGAUACAGAAUCACAUGAUGAUGUUGAUCGUGAUCGUGAUCGGGAUGAUGCCAUUAAAACUACUGAAGUGAUGACAGAUGAAGUCACUCAAAUGGAUGAAAGUACAUUGUCAGUCAAUGAAAGUACAGAUGAGAAAUCAAGACCAAGACGUAGAUCCAGUAGGUUAACUAAUAUGUCUAAGGAGAGUACCAUGGAUUGUUCUGUAACUACUAAUGGAACUCAUACAUCUGCAUCGAUACCUGAUGAUAAGAAUAAUAUAACUUGUACAAAAGAACUGGAAAAAUCUAAUGAAGAGUUCAAUCCUACAUCUUCAGAUGAAAAACUGUCUAAUGCUGAUAAAUUAUGCAGCAAAAUUUCAGAUGAUAUUGAUGAUGAUAAUGAUGACAGUGAUGAAAAUAUGAAGAAAGAUGAAGAAGAAAUCCUUGUGAUUGAACCACCUCGUGAAUCAUUCACUCUAGUCGCAAAAGAUGCUCAAGAAUUAACUGACUUAAUAUCUAUUCUACGUCAAGUAUUACUUAACAGUCAAGAGAAAUUGAAUACAAAAAAUGUCGAUAUCAAUGAUUUCAAUUUGGAUUCGGAUUGUGAAUAUUCAGGGGAUGUUGAAAAGGCAACAGAAGAAGUUAUCAACGAACCAACAGCGAAGAAGAAACGUCUAUCUGAACGGGAUGGUACUAUAUCUCAGCAAACAACACGUGCGCAUAAUGCAAUCGGAUCACUUGAACGUCUUAUACAAAAUUUAGAACAAUUAUAUCAAUCAGUAAUGAAUCGAGAAAGUGAACGUGUUGAAGCACAACGAUUGGCUAGAUUACGAUUACUUAAAGAUGUUGAACAAUGGGAAGAGAAUGAAGCUAAGAAGAAUAUGAAACAGUCAUCAAUUACUAGUGAAGAUAGUCAGAUCAAUGUAGUAUCUCACCCUAGUCUCAUACCAUCUUUUCAAACGGAUUCAUCAAAAGAUCGUACUGAAAGACAUAUGAGACGUGAACAACUUCGAGCUCGAGGUAUGUUAGAAGAAGAUGAAAGUGAUAGUGAACAUGAUGAUUUUCAUCAACAAGUUGACAAUAAAGAGCCUAUGAAUUCUGUGAAACAACCUAACAAUUCAUCAUCUUUAUCAAGAAUUACUCGAACUGGUGUUACUACUACUACUACUACUACAACUACCAGUACUAUUUCUAACAGUAUAAUGAAUGGCAGUGGUAGUAAUCGAAAGAGUAUAAAUGAUACAUGUUAUGAAGCAUUUACAAUGCGUAUCAGUGAAAGUGGUAAUCCUAAAAUUCCUAUAUCAAGAUUUUCUGUCGAAGAGUCAUUGCCAAAAGUUCGCCGAUCUGCUCUACUAACACCAAGUAAAACAGUUUCCAUAUUACCUAAACCAACAUCCUGUUCAAAGUUGACUAGUACAACUACUACUGUGACUACAAAAAACACAACUCAUAAUAGUAGUGAUUAUAAGAGUUUGACUGAUUAUUCAUAUUCGCGUGUAUCGAAUUCACCAUUCAGAUCAAAUACAUCUCGUACGCCUUCUAUCCUACGGCCUAGUAUGCCUAGAACACAACCAAUCACUCAUCAUCCCAAUGGUUUAUCUGUUUCUUUAUCUUCUCCAUUGUCACAUAAUAAUAUGUCGUCAAUUUCAGUCACUCCAUCGAAGCCACCUAUUCGAAAAAUCUAUCGUGUUUGUAACACUUUGUUUACGGAAGAUGCGAAACCUGUAAAAAUAGGUCCAAAUGGCUUUUUAAUCCCAAUACCACCAGAUAGUAUUCCACUGAGUCAACGACAGUUAGCACGUCAAAUGAUCUCUCGUUAUCAUCAACAUAUGAAAUCAGCUUCAUCAUCAUCAACAACAUCAUCACUAUCUCAAACUGAUGCAAUAUCAGCAACGGGAUCUAAACUAACCGGCACAACAUCAACAGUUUCAUCAGUCUCUUCUUCUACUCAAGGAGUAUCUCAAAGUUCAGUGGCAAUAGCAGUUCCUUCUGUAGCAACUGAAUCAGUCAAACCAUCCAUUGUACCACAAGAGGCAAAUUAUCCUCGUUUAUCGAUAGGUAGUCCUGUUAAGUCGUAGGUAUAUCUAUAUAAUAGCUGGAAUCGUCUAUACUACUACUACUACUACUACUA